Molecule: messenger RNA, 978 nt
Organism: Brachypodium distachyon (stiff brome)
Lineage: Eukaryota; Viridiplantae; Streptophyta; Magnoliopsida; Poales; Poaceae
Product: dirigent protein 5
Exons: 2
Coding region: 202-789 (195 amino acids)
Source: RefSeq, a predicted model, not a curated record
AGCACAAAACAAGCUAGAGCUCACUACUAGCUGCUUAGGUAAGUGAGCUCAAGCACCUUAACACUUGCCACUUGCUCGAUCGAUAACAAUGCAAGGCCUCAAGGCAUCUUCUUCCCUGCUUGCGACGUUGUUCCUGCUCGUGGUCUUACUCUCCGGAACAAAAGGCGGCUGGUGACCAGCGAGUCGGAAGACGAGCCGUGCAUGAAGAUGCGCGUCUACUACCACGACAUCCUCCUCUACGAUGCCGUCUACAACAGCGACGCCGCGAACGCGACGUCGGCCACGGCGCCCUCGCCGCUGAGCCCCACGGGGUUCUUCGGCAUGAUGGUGGUGUUCAACGACCCGGUUUCUCCCUACCCUGCAGAAAAGAAAAAUGAAAGAAACGCACAGUCUGCCUCCCUUCCCUUUGAAAGCAGUUUGCCAGUUCUUUGUCUCAGUGAAUACCCCCUGUUGACCAAAGGCAAGGCGCUGCCGCCGGCCGCCGUUGGAGGAGACGAAGAAGUGGCGCGGGCGCACGGGCUCUACUUCUACAACAGGAAGGACAAGUUCAGCGCGUGGUUCGCCAUGUCGCUGGUGUUCAACGGCGCCACGGGCGGCGGCCGCAGGGGCACGCUGGAGCUCAUGGGCGCCGAUCUCAUGGACCGGAAGACGAGGGAUAUAUCUGUUGUGGGUGGCACCGGGGACUUUUUCUUGGCCCGUGGGGUGGCCACGCUGCGGACGGAUGCUGUCGAGGGGGUGAUCUACUACCGGCUGCAGAUGGACAUCAAGCUCUCCCAGUGCUACCUCUGAUGACUGAUAAGCGUGUGCCAAUAAGGAGUGAUGUGUGUAUGAUGCCCUGCAUGGUGUGUUGUAUUUUUGAUGUUUUCUGUGUGUGUGUGUGACGAUGACUGAUGAGUCCUGUCCAUGGAUUGUGUUUCAUUUGGUGUAUACGAAUUGUUUCGCUAGGGGACUGAGUAGUGUUUCCAGCUUGCUUUUCGA